This is a messenger RNA of Rhododendron vialii, 1401 nucleotides long. Its product is annotated as ribulose-phosphate 3-epimerase, chloroplastic. Gene Ontology annotation, cellular component: cytosol. The coding region runs from base 153 to 1076 and encodes 307 amino acids. NCBI's taxonomy places the organism in Eukaryota, Viridiplantae, Streptophyta, Magnoliopsida, Ericales, Ericaceae. Gene Ontology annotation, molecular function: metal ion binding; D-ribulose-phosphate 3-epimerase activity. The record is from RefSeq and is a predicted model, not a curated record. Gene Ontology annotation, biological process: pentose-phosphate shunt, non-oxidative branch; pentose-phosphate shunt; carbohydrate metabolic process. The transcript has 9 exons.
UCAUUUUCCUGGGAGCUGAAAGAUUGGUUAGCGGUAGAGCGUCGAAGAAAAUCCACCGACUGAUCAAAAAAAAAAAAAAAGAAGAAAAUCCACCGAACGCUCUCUCUAUCUUACCGUUAAGGCUUCACCCAUAAUCCUAAAAGAGAGGGAGAAUGGCAACAGCUUCUUUGGGUUCGUCAACUCUUGUCCAGUCGCAGGUCAGGGGGUUCGGUGGGGGAUUUCGGCUUCAAAAGCAAUCCCUUUCUCAUUCCAAUUCUUUCACCUUUACAAGGAAAAAGUUCAGAACUAUAGUCACGGCAAGCUCUCGGGUGGAUAAGUUCUCAAAAAGCGACAUAAUUGUUUCUCCAUCUAUCCUCUCUGCUAAUUUUGCAAAGUUGGGAGAGCAGGUAAAAGCAGUGGAGUUGGCCGGUUGUGACUGGAUUCAUGUUGAUGUUAUGGAUGGUCGUUUUGUACCAAAUAUAACUAUUGGACCUCUUGUGGUUGAUGCAUUACGCCCUGUAACAGACCUUCCAUUGGAUGUACAUUUGAUGAUUGUUGAACCUGACCAGCGAGUUCCUGAUUUUGUGAAGGCAGGAGCUGACAUAGUCAGUGUCCAUUGCGAGCAAUCUUCCACCAUUCAUUUGCAUCGUACAGUUAAUGAAAUAAAAAGUCUGGGAGCCAAAGCUGGAGUUGUCUUAAAUCCUGGUACCCCGCUAACUGCCAUAGAAUAUAUCCUUGAUGUGGUUGAUCUGGUCUUGAUCAUGUCGGUGAAUCCUGGAUUUGGCGGCCAGAGCUUUAUCGAGAGCCAAGUUAAGAAAAUCUCAGACUUAAGAAGAUUGUGUGUAGAGAAGGGAGUGAAUCCAUGGAUUGAAGUGGAUGGUGGAGUUGGUCCCAAAAAUGCAUAUAAGGUUAUUGAGGCAGGAGCCAAUGCUUUAGUUGCUGGUUCUGCAGUCUUUGGAGCUAAAGAUUAUGCCAAAGGCAUGGACAGCUUCGAUGAUAAGCUCCUUGAAACGAGAAAUUUUAUUGUACUUUUAUUGCAUACUGUAUAUGAACCAUUGCAUGUUGAAUCUGUGUGUAACAGCCAUAAAAGGAAUUAAAACCAGCAAAAAGCCCGUUGCUGUCGCAGUAUGAAGUUUGAAGUCGGAAAGAUUUUACUCAAGUCAAUGUGUGGUUCCAUGCCCUUACUUCUCAUAUUUAACAUGCACAACCAGCCGAAGCAGCAAAUUGCUGGUAUUUUGUUGUAGUCGGAUACAGAAUCAAUUUCUCUGCUGUAAGAGAUGACAUUAAUGAGAAACAUGAAUUCUGAGUGCUAGUUCAAUACAAUUCCCUGUAGCAUAUGUACAUAGGAAUCCAACGUUUGAACUGUGCUCAUCCCUGUAAUGAUAUUAUCCAUCAGUUUCCAGCUAUUAAAGCAUUUUCUUA